AUGCCAGAAUCUUUGAGAGAUCUCAAACUGUGGACGACUUUAAAAAAGUCCUCGAAGGGCAAACGGGAUGCUGACAAGGAAAAGUCGCCGCUCAGAAGAUCCUUUUCGCGCAAUUAUCAUGCCAUUCGUUCCAGGAAAUCAUCGCCCCCAGGUAACCACUUAAAUGACAGUGCCGAGUCACAACCGGCAAUCACGCACAGUGAACCAGCGUCACCGCUGGAAUCACCAAAGCCCAAUUUUUCGACAGAGAGUUCUCCAGCGUUUGAAACGUCACCCGCGAUGCUCGAUCGUGGACUCACCGGCAUAGACUACAACAAACUAGAACGAGGCGAGUAUUCACCUGCACCGAAAUCACCUGUGCAGCAAGAUGCAGUGAAACCCAAAUCUCGCGAAAGUAAAUUAUUACCUACUCUCGACUUGUUUCCUCGAGGAAACACCGAAGGCAAUCCCACAAUCCAUUCCAACGGUGCCAUGUCAGCACCACCGACGUGUCUCAUUGAACAUCCACCACGGGACAUGAAUCGCUCACCAUUACCAUCUCCAAGACUUCCCGACUGUUCCCAGAACCCCCAGGAUCCACAGAGACAGUCCCAAAUUACGAACUGGCUCUGGGCUCUAUACUACAACAACCAAAUUAUUUUCUACUGUGUUUUUGGUUUACUACUGAUUGCAUCUUCUAUAUACACUGCUCUGACUGGAAAAGGCUCCAAAUACUACGUGGUAAUUGUGAGAGCCACAAUAUGUUGGAUUAUGGGCUCUAACGUCAGUCAAAAUUUAUUGGGAGAUGGCUUCUGUUCGUUUGGUGAUAUAUAG
Molecule: messenger RNA, 813 nt
Organism: Lachancea mirantina
Lineage: Eukaryota; Fungi; Ascomycota; Saccharomycetes; Saccharomycetales; Saccharomycetaceae
Source: the annotation of a GenBank genome assembly